Messenger RNA from Dalotia coriaria, 775 nucleotides. RefSeq lists its product as uncharacterized. The record is from RefSeq and is a predicted model, not a curated record. The transcript is spliced from 3 exons. Gene Ontology annotation, biological process: maturation of SSU-rRNA from tricistronic rRNA transcript (SSU-rRNA, 5.8S rRNA, LSU-rRNA). Lineage: Eukaryota; Metazoa; Arthropoda; Insecta; Coleoptera; Staphylinidae. Bases 98 to 661 code for a protein of 187 amino acids. Gene Ontology annotation, cellular component: nucleus.
ACUGUGAUUCUCUAUAACUAAACAAACGAAACACACGUGUGUUUAUUCAAAAUGCACUAAUUAUUAAAGGAAUUGUUAAUUAUUUAUAUUAUUAACAAUGGAAGUUGCAUUUAAAAAGGUAGUUGAACACAUUUUCAACAAUUGGUCGGCGUUGCAACUUGCUGUUGAUCAUUCAAUGGGAGGACCAAACAGUAAACAAAUUGCUAUUAGUACAGUUGACUACCUUGUAAAUUACUUAACAAGUGAAAAUGGCUUUGAAGUUGAAGACAUUGAAGAUGUCCUGGAAGAAAUCAUGGAUCAAGAAUUCAACACUGUCUGUGAAGAUGACUCAAUUAGAGGUAAAAUAUUCACUUAUUUUAAUAAUUCCCUAGAAAAUACCAUCAAAUAUCUAAUUUUAGAAGUAUCUUCCCUCAUGUUAAAAUUCCUGAAUCUAAUAAAAGAAGGUAAAAUGCAAGAAGUUGAAAUAGAAUAUAACAAAUUGCCACCUGGCACACAAUGGUUAUCAAAAGCACAAUGUGUUCAACAGACACAACCUGAAGAAUCAGGUGAAUCUUCAUCAGCUUCACAUUCACAAGAUGAAAAUGAUCAACAAAAUGUUGAUGUGCCAAUGGAAGAAGUGAAUGAUGGUUGGACACAAGUAAAGUCCAAGAAACGACAUUAGAUUAAUUCGUUAAACAUAUUUAUUUAAUAAAAUCUCAUGGUGAGUAACACAGAACUACUCAGCAAUGAAUAUAAAUACUUUUAAGUUUAAUAAAACUGAUCGAUAUCUUCCGGA